CGCACUGCUGCUGCUGCUCGCUCUCGCUUUGCUUCCCCUAAUCUUCUCCCGGGCCAGGGGGGAAGAGGGGCGGAAUUCGGGCACGAGCUUUGGAGUUGGAGAUCACUUCGGCGACGGCGUGGUCCCCGCCGGCAUGCAGUUCCCGUUCUCCGGCGCUGGCCCGGGCGUCUUCACGUCAUCGCCGGCGCUCUCCCUCGCGCUGGCGGACGCGGUGGCAGGCCGGAACAGCGGCGGCGGUGGGAAGAUGGUUACCGCGGCCCAUGGCGGCGUCGGCGGAGGAGGAGGAGGAGGACGCGCGAAGGCGAGGGACGCGUUGGAGGUGGAGAACGAGAUGAGCCGGUCCGGGAGCGACCACCUCGACGUCGUCUCUUGCGGCGACGCGGGCGGCGGCGGCGGCGACGACGACGAUGACGAGGACGCCGAGCACGGCAACCCGCCCAAGCGCAAGAAGCGGUACCACCGCCACACGCCGCAGCAGAUCCAAGAGCUGGAAGCGAUGUUCAAGGAAUGCCCCCACCCAGACGAGAAGCAGCGCGCCGAGCUGAGCAAGCGGCUCGGCCUCGAACCCCGGCAGGUCAAGUUCUGGUUCCAGAAUCGGCGAACGCAGAUGAAGAUGCAACUGGAGCGACACGAGAACUCGCUGCUGAAGCAGGAGAACGAUAAGCUGCGGUCCGAGAACCUGUCAAUCCGGGAGGCCACGAGCAACGCGGUGUGCGUUGGCUGCGGCGGCCCGGCGAUGCUCGGGGAGGUGUCCCUGGAGGAGCACCACCUUCGCGUCGAGAACGCGAGGCUCAAGGACGAGCUCAGCCGAGUGUGCGCGCUCGCCGCCAAGUUCCUUGGCAAGUCCAUCUCUGUCAUGGCGCCACCGCAGAUGCAUCAGCCUCAUCCUGUGCCAGGCUCGUCGCUGGAGCUUGCGGUUGGGGGUAUCGGUUCGAUGCCAUCAGCCACGAUGCCCAUCUCGACGAUCACUGAUUUUGCUGGCGCCAUGUCCAGUUCAAUGGGCACGGUGAUCACGCCCAUGAAGUCUGAGGCUGAACCAUCGGCAAUGGCUGGCAUUGACAAGUCCUUGUUCUUGGAGCUAGCAAUGAGUGCAAUGGAUGAGCUAGUCAAGAUGGCUCAGAUGGGGGAUCCGCUAUGGAUUCCAGGUGCCUCCGUACCUUCCUCGCCGGCAAAGGAGAGUCUAAACUUCGAGGAGUACCUAAACACCUUCCCACCUUGCAUCGGGGUGAAGCCUGAAGGGUAUGUAUCAGAGGCAUCUAGAGAAUCUGGCAUUGUCAUCAUUGACGAUGGCGCCGCGCUUGUGGAGACCCUCAUGGAUGAGCGACGGUGGUCCGAUAUGUUCUCAUGCAUGAUUGCCAAGGCAUCAACCACUGAGGAGAUUUCUACUGGUGUUGCUGGGAGUAGAAAUGGUGCAUUGCUUCUUAUGCAGGCAGAGCUACAGGUGCUUUCUCCUCUUGUGCCUAUUAGAGAGGUGAAGUUUCUCAGGUUCUCCAAACAGCUGGCUGAUGGUGUAUGGGCUGUAGUGGACGUUUCGGCUGAUGAAUUGAUGAGGGAUCAGGGCAUUACUUCUGCAUCCUCGACUGCAAACAUGAACUGCCGAAGGCUGCCUUCUGGUUGUGUGCUGCAGGACACUCCAAAUGGGUUUGUUAAGGUCACAUGGGUUGAACAUACAGAAUAUGAUGAGGCAUCUGUGCACCCGCUCUACCGGCCUCUUCUCCGGUCUGGUCUUGCCCUUGGUGCAGGGCGAUGGAUCGCGACAUUACAGCGGCAGUGCGAAUGCUUGGCCCUUCUCAUGUCUUCUAUUGCAUUGCCAGAGAACGACUCAUCAGCUAUCCAUCCUGAAGGUAAACGGAGCAUGUUGAAGUUGGCAAGGAGGAUGACGGACAACUUCUGUGCAGGGGUGAGCACAUCAUCUACCCGUGAAUGGAGCAAACUGGUUGGAUUGACAGGCAACAUUGGGGAGGAUGUGCAUGUAAUGGCGCGGAAGAGUGUGGAUGAACCUGGAACGCCGCCAGGUGUGGUGCUUAGUGCUGCUACAUCUGUGUGGAUGCCUGUGAUGCCUGAACGGCUCUUCAACUUCUUGCACAACAAGGGGCUGCGUGCUGAAUGGGAUAUCCUCAGCAAUGGUGGCCCUAUGCAGGAGGUGACAAGCAUUGCCAAGGGGCAACAGAAUGGCAAUACCGUAUGUCUACUGAAGGCUAGUCCCACCAAAGACAAGCAGAACAGCAUGCUGAUCCUACAGGAGACGUGUGCAGACGCAUCCGGUUCAAUGGUUGUGUAUGCUCCUGUAGACAUCCCAGCAAUGCACCUUGUCAUGAGUGGUGGGGAUUCGUCAUGCGUCGCCCUUCUUCCAUCAGGUUUUGCCAUCCUGCCUGCUGGGCCUAGCAUCGGCGCAGAUCACAAGAUGGGCGGUUCAUUGCUCACCGUUGCAUUCCAGAUACUUGCCAACAGCCAGCCCAGUGCUAAGCUCACGGUGGAGUCAGUCGAGACCGUGAGCAACCUUAUCUCCUGCACCAUCAAGAAGAUCAAGACGGCGCUGCAUUGCGACGUGUGAACCCAACAAGGGGGGACUUUUGGCCUAGUGGGAGCGGCUGUGGCGAUGAGCCUGAGUCAAGAACGAACCGCGACAUAGGAAGGGACCUUUGCUAGGUGGCAAGGACCGGACGGGGCAGGUCCUUAGCACAGAGCAAUGGUGGUGGUUCGGGUAUUGACUCAGCCUCUCCCGCCUCCGUUCUCUCCUGUGACUGGUGCAUGUUGAAGUGAACCUGCAUUUUGGACGCCAUGUAGCAGGCCAUCUUUCUUUCUUUUUCCUUUUUCUUUUUCUUUUUCUUUUUUUAGGGAGAAGGGAGUCAUCUGUGUUUUUUGUUGGCUGGCUCAGGGUGUUGGUGUUUCUGGUUUCUAGCUUUUGUUACAGGGAGAUGUGAUACAUUUUGUAGAAGCUCCGAAUUGUCGUGCUGGUAUGUGAGGUUCUGAUCAUAGGUCUGUGUUUGAUAGUCUCGAGCUAUCAACGCCUGGCAAAUGCAAACCUUGUUAUGCUAAAAUAUGUUUUAGAUCAAUCUGAUUCUGAAAGCUGUUUACA
Molecule: messenger RNA, 3079 nt
Organism: Oryza sativa Japonica Group (Japanese rice)
Lineage: Eukaryota; Viridiplantae; Streptophyta; Magnoliopsida; Poales; Poaceae
Source: RefSeq, a predicted model, not a curated record